UCGCGCUCAAUCGCUCUCAGUCCGCGCGAUCCGUCCGUGACCGGAUCCGGAAACCAGGAAAGACACGCGUUUCGGAGUUUGCCCGCGAAGCCGAACCUAGUGAUUUUCCCACUCUUUUCCCUAAUUUCCCCGAGUUUUCCCGGAAGUUCCCCGAGUUUUCCCGCUCUUGAGUGCUCGUGCUGUGAUCAGUGCGCGGUGUUUGUUCUGCGAGUGUAGGGAGUUGCCAAGCGAGAAGAUGCGCCCGCCAAGCCCACCCCGAUUCAACGCCGACAUCGCCAACCAGGAGAACACCGAGCCCAACAUGCCGGCCAUGAUGAUGUGCACUCAGCUUGCCGGCAGAGCGAUCAUUAGGGUUGUCACCCGAUGCAACGAUGCCCAAGAGAACAAUAACUUAGAUUUGUCAGAAUGCCAACUAAUGCAAGUCCCAGAUGCUGUUUAUCACCUGAUGCGCCACACUGAACUGAAAGGAUGCAAUCUGUCUGGAAAUGUCAUCACGAAGAUCCCUCCUAAAUUUGCUGUGAAAUUUUCCCUCAUCACAGACUUAAACCUCUCAAACAAUACAAUGAGUAAACUACCAGAUGAGCUGGCUGAUCUAGCAGCGUUAGAAAGGCUGGACAUCUCUCACAAUGCUUUUAUUGCUUUACCUCAUGCAGUGUACAAAAUGCCAAAAUUAUCAAAGCUUAAUGCCAGUCACAAUCACAUCGUUGAAAUUGAAGUCGAUAGGUUAGAACAGACCGAGUCAUUAGAAGAUGUAGAUCUCCAAGAGAACCCUCUCACAAUGCCGAACCGAAACGCGCUGCAAUUAGUCACCAGGCCUCGCGUAGUCCUCAGCGUAACUGCAGCAGACGCUUCAGAAGAGGACUGGGAUGAUCUCAACGUUUGAAAAAUCAACACAACCUCAAGCUCCUCAUACCUCCUCAUUGAGGCUGCUCGUUUAUCUCAUAUCAUGGUGCCUUAGUCAAAAUACUCACUAGAAGAUUGCUUUUUUUUCAUGUACCUACAUUUUUUCAAUCACUGGAUCCCAACAAUCUACAUUAAUUUUUUGACAUGUCAUGUAGACAACUAUCAGAUGAUGUAUUAGCGGUCCAUACUCACAAGUAAUACUAUCUUCCUGUAGCCAAAACUCAAGCUUUUCUGCUCAUAAUAAGGUACAAGGUAUUCCUUGCAAACUCUGAGAAUUUUACGGUAUCAAGUAACAUAAAUAUUGAUGAGUUCAAGUUGUCGGCUGAUACUCAAAGAGGAGAUAUAUUUUAAGUAUGACCCUUCCUUCGGAAAAUUUUGGUCACACCGCUGUGUGAGGUUCUCAUUGCCAAAGAUCAAAACCCUUUUAAAAAUUAACCUACUUGUGUAAAGAUGGGAUGGGACGCAAGCUGAGAUAAGUUGAAAAGUUUUCGGAGUUGCUUUCCAACUUUUAACUUUAGAAAACUUUGGAAUGUUCAAAUAUAGCCCUUUAUUGAGAAAUAAUAUUAAAAAAGCUUAUCAGGACAUUAUAUGAUAUCAAGGACUUUUCAACUUUUAACAGCUUCUGCCUGUCAAAAACUUUUGAGCAGAAGAAAAGUAAACUCUGUACCAAGAAGUGAGCGAAUGCUGAAUCUUAGUAUCUAACCAAGUCUUAUGUCAAAUCUUAGAUAAAUCUAGUCCAAGACUUAAUUCAACAGCUGAAGAUGAAGCUUGAGCAUUAAGCUUAGUCUCUUAUGCAACAAAUAACAUCCAAUCACCCGACUGGAAUUAAGUAUGAGGACGACAAACAUCUCUAUACUGAGAAAAUCACACAAGUCCCUGCCUAAUGAUUUGAAAUUCACUUUCCGUCAACCUUACUGCCAUCAUUGCUGUACAUCCAAAAGAACCAUAGUUUUUCCUUUCGAAAUGAUGAUAAAUGAAGAAAAUAUAAAACUAAAUUAGAUAUAAAAAAAAACAAACAAACAAAUACUUAAUAUUUUAAAAAGUAAAUGAUGAUCAAAAGAAAAAUGUUCCUGAAAUUCUAACAUCAACAGAAGAGUAAAAUUUGCCUUCUGCUAUUAACUACUUUUGUUCUGCUGUGAUAUAGCUGUAAGUCAUAGAUUUUAAGCACAAUGAAGUUUCACUCCACCCAUCUUACCUUUCUUUUCUACGAUAAUUAAUUCUUGUUCACGGAAAAAUUUUCACCUUUCUAAACUUAUUUAAGGAGGAAAACCUGCAGUCUUCGAAGUAUUAUUUCAGUCAUCGGAGUGCAUUUGAGAUGAACGAUUUUUCUGGGUUCUAGUCAUUACUACCGUAAGGAGAGAUCACUUUGUAUAGGUUCUAUCAUACCGGAUUUGCAUUGUUACUCACAUAAAUUGUAAUUUAAAGUAUGUUAAUUUAUUUGAUAAAAAUUGUUAUAGUGUGGCUCAAAUUGUAUAUAUUUUUUUGAAAAAAAAAAGAAACAAAAAAGGAGAAGAGGAAGAAAAUGAAAGACACGGGAAACAAAUUGUUCAUAUUGAUAAUGGCGGCUGAGGACAUUUUUUAAGUUCCUAAAUUAGACGUACCGCCAAUUUAACCUCUGCAAAGUCAUUUGGGUUUAAUUGAUAAUUGAAUAUUCCAAAAGAGCUGGUAAUUUAAAAAAAAAAAUGUACCAGGCUGAAGUUAUUGAAUCACUCUUCUUUAAGUUUUUCUUGCAUUGAUAAUGAAAACACAGUUGCAAUUAACUGAUGAGACAAACCUGCCUCUCAAAUUUUUCGACCAUGGAGUACUAAAGUUACCAUUUCAGUUACCAGUUUGAACUGAUCUUGCAUCCUAAAUUUUCGUGAGAAAUGUCCUCUAACAUUUGUAAUUUUCUUGCGAGUGGAGAUACAUUUUGACGGUCCAUCUAGCACUGCGCAGUGCAUUUAUUUAAAUACCUCUAAAGAUGCUACAUUUAAAGUAGAGCACCAGUCAAUAGUAAUCGCGAGAAUAAAACUGAGAACCAUAACAAGUACCCAAGAGUUAAAUAAACGAUGGUCUUAUUUUCAAUGUUUUUUGUUUCCAAUUUACAUAGGCAGGGAAACAAUAAUAUAUCAUAAGUCAGCUCUAAAGAACAAACUCAAAUUAUUUGUGAUGUUCAUGCACCUCUCGUGAAAAAAAAAAAAACAACAUCAUUGUUUCAUUCUCCCAAAUUGUUAUCAUAGUUUGUGCUACAAAUGUAUCAUGUUUUGUGUAAGAAGUUCAUUUUACUAAUAUUAUUUUAUACUUCAUCAAUUGUGUUUUUUGUACGACUAAUAAAAUAUUUUUAAAAGUUAAAA
Molecule: messenger RNA, 3236 nt
Organism: Bemisia tabaci
Lineage: Eukaryota; Metazoa; Arthropoda; Insecta; Hemiptera; Aleyrodidae
Gene: Sclp
Product: leucine rich repeat containing protein 20 sclp
Cellular component (GO): cytoplasm
Molecular function (GO): protein binding
Source: RefSeq, a predicted model, not a curated record